Podarcis lilfordi (Lilford's wall lizard) is the source of this 11274-nucleotide messenger RNA. NCBI's taxonomy places the organism in Eukaryota, Metazoa, Chordata, Lepidosauria, Squamata, Lacertidae. The record is from the annotation of a GenBank genome assembly.
GUUGACACCGCCCGUUUUUCCCGGCAUGCCGCGGGGCCGCCUUCCCUUGUGACAUGCGCGGUGGAGAGGGCCAAGAUGGCGGCUCCCGGCGGCUUCGCGGUCUCCUCAGCGCCGCCGCCGCCUCGCCGCCUCCUCCUCCUCUUCCUCGCGCUCCUCUUCGUGGCGGCGGGGCCCGCGCGGGCGGGAAGGAGCCGAGUGAGGGCGCUGAGCGACGGGUCGUGGAGGGACCUCCUCCAGGGAGAGUGGAUGGUCGAGUUGUGAGUCGGGGGGGGAGGCUGAGGGGGAAGGGGCGCUCUGUGCAUGCUCAGGGGCCCCCUCCCCGAGGGGAAAGAGGGACGCCCUUCUCAUAUCCCUGUUGUUAUUAUGAUUCUUUGAUUAAAUAAAUCUUCCUUGCCAAAUUAUUUUCAUUAGUUUUCAAAAAAUAUAUAUACACAUGCACACACACACACACACACACUCAAUUUCCCCCCAAAAAUUUGUAAUUUAUUAUUAUUAUUAUAUAUAUAUAUAUAUAUAUAUAUAUAUAUAUAUACACAGUGGUACCUCGGGUUACAUACGCUUCAGGUUACAUACGCUCCAGGUUACAGACUCCGCUAACCCAGAAAUAGUGCUUCAGGUUAAGAACUUUGCUUCAGGAUAAGAACAGAAAUCGUGCUCCGGCGGUGCGGCAGCAGCAGGAGGCCCCAUUAGCUAAAGUGGUUCUUCAGGUUAAGAACAGUUUCAGGUUAAGAACAGACCUCCAGAACGAAUUAAGUACUUAACCCAAGGUACCACUGUGUGUAUGUGUGUGUGUAUAUAUAUAUACACACUAUAUAUAUAUAUAUAUAUAUAUAUAUAUAAAUUUUUUUAUUUAUUUUCCAUUUAAUUAUAUACAUUCACAUCAUCAUGAUCCACUUUACCGCCCUGGCUCUUUAGAACCUAUUGACUUCCUUCCUUCCCUCCCGCCUCAUGGCUAUCAAAAUUCACCUUUAUAUCACAGCAUUUUGCACGUUUUCUAAUUCUAAUUGCACUCAUUACAAAGUUACUCAAAAUUUAAAUAAAUACAGAAAGGUACUUGAAAGAUUAUUGUAAGCAAUUGACAUCCCUAGCAGGGUUGUCUGAAGACUUGUAAUGAGAAAUUUUCUACCUUUCUAUAUUUAUUUGCAAAUUUAUUUAUUUGGCUUUUCAGAUUAAAAUUGUCACAUAUCCAAUAUAGAAACAAGAUUCCAAAGAAUCUCCGGGACUUCCCUCCUCCUCCCCUCUGUGGGUCCUUUGUUAAUCAUUUCCCCUUGUAUCUUUUACGAUAAUCCAUAUCUUUUUUUCUCUCCAUUGCGUCCAAAAUUCAGCAUUAAACCACAAGUGUUAUUCCAAUCCUACUAACGAUAGUUUUCCGAAUUUUUAACAAGCCAAAUUACAACAGAUUGGAUACAAUUUCUCCCCGUUAAGUUGACUUCCUUCCCGCUCUCAACAGUCAAGUUGUGCUCCUUCUGUCCUAUUUAUAAAGUUCCCCCAUGGCUCUUCAUCCAACACGGGGCGUUUUGCAGCAUGGAAACACAGGAAGGGAUACUAGCAGGAAACACUAAUCCCCAAAGGAGAGAGAGGAGCUUGUCUGUGACUAGAUGGCGCGUCCCUCUUAGGGGCUCCUUGGAAGCACCUUCACUUCUCUUUCUGAGGCACAGAUGCACCAUGAGCAGGCAGAAAAAAGCCUGCAACAGGGCAAAACUCUUAAUAUGGUAGCUGACAAGCACAUGAGCCACUUCCUCAAAUGUACAAAGAUUGCAAAAUUUGCAAAGAGUUUUCAGCGAGUUACUGAAACAGCUUUGCCCUUUUUAAAAUCUGCAGUUGCCCAGCAGCUACUUUGGUUGAUUUUAUUAUGUUUUUAUUUAUUUAUAUAUCUACUUGAUUUCUAUAGCUCCCUUCAUCUAAGGAGCACAGGGUGGUUUGCAGUAUGAAGCACAAAAAUACGUAACAUGUUAACAAACAGAGCAAUACCCCCCUCUCCAGGGUUUAAAAUGCCACAAAUUGUUUAAGUAGCCGAAGACUGGGGAGAAGAGGAAUGUUUUUGCCUUGUCACCCGAAGGUCAUCAGGUGACUUACAUUACAGAAAAAUACAUACAUGAACAUAGUGAUAUAGGAGGGGGAACUGAUAGUCUGCUGUUGCCCAACUUAGAGCAUUUUGAACAACUUCAUUCUUGCUGCUAGAGCUGGAUGUGAACCAAGGAAACUCCCCCCUCCCCCCUUACUUCGUUAUAUACACACUUUCACCGUUCAUUAUCCUUAAUCAUAAAGCCAGGCUUCAGUGACAUAAUGAGCAUAUUAAAAAAUUGUCCAGUAGCACCUUAGACACUAACUAAGUUUGUUCUGAAAAGUGAUGACAAACCUAGACAUCAUCUUGCCAACAAAGGUCUGUAUAGUUAAAGCUAUGAUUUUCCCAGUAGUGAUGUAUGGAAGUGAGAGCUGGACCAUAAAGAAGGCUGAUCGCCAAAGAAUGGAUGCUUUUGAAUUCUGGUGCUGGAGGAGACUCUUGAGAGUCCCAUGGACUGCAAGAAGAUCCAACCUCUCCAUUCUGAAGCAAAUCAGCCCUGAGUGCUCACUGGAAGGACAGAUCCUGAAGCUGAGACUCCAAGACUUUGGCCACCUCAUGAGAAGAGAAGACUCCCUGGAAAAGACUCUGAUGUUUGCACAAGGAGAAGGGGACGACAGAGGACGAGAUGGUUGGACAGUGUUCUCGAAGCUACCAGCAUGAGGGAGGCAGUGGAAGACAGGAGUGCCUGGCGUGCUCUGGUCCAUGGGGUCAUGAAGAAGCGGACACGACUAAACGACUAAAUACCAAGGUGCUACUGGACAAUUUUUUAAUUUUUGUAUUUAUUUGGACUGCUUCAAGACCAACUUGGAUACCUACCUGAAUCUAGAAUAACGAGCAUAUGCAGCUGCAUUACAUUGCUAAGAGGAGAAUCUGGUGUUCCACCCAGAGUGGUCAGCUCUGGAGAGCAGUAGCUCUUGCAGGAUCGUAGGCAGGACAAGGUCUUUUGCAGCCUGACGUCCUUUUAGCUGGAGACACCAAAGGCUGAGUCAGGGAAUGUUGGCAUUGCUCUCUCCUCUCCCACCUAGCUGUGAACUCAUCUCAUCGUCUAAGGAUAGGUUCUGAGGCCUUGCAAGCCCCCCACCCUGCUCCGGGUUCUUUCCUGUGAGCCCUUAUUGGGAGAGUGCAGAGAGGGAAGCAUUUGCCUCCCAAAGGAGAGCCGCUGGAUCAUGUCACUGGCAGUGGACCAUAUAGGAGGCUGACUCCAAAUCCUUUCUUAACCAUGAACUCAUAAAACAAUAUUGAACAAAAGAGCAUAUCUUGCGUUGUGAGCGGCUGCAAUACAUUUUUUUGUAAGUAGUUUUCUCUUAAGUUGUGCUUUUAGCACUGUAUAGACAUGGCAUGGGUGGUGAAUGUGUUUCAGGGAACUGGAUCUUAAAAAUAUAUUAUAAAAGGUGAUGGUUUUGUGGAAAGGAAACUUUCCAGAAAAGUGGUGUAAAGCUGCAUAAUCGUUAGCGGGGCAAAAGGAGGAUUUGUGUUUUCUCACGCAGUAGUUGCUUACGUAAGUUUUCUUUUCUAGUUAUGCUCCGUGGUGCCCUGCCUGUCAGAACUUACAGCCAGAAUGGGAGAGCUUUGCUGAAUGGGGGGAGGAUCUCGAAAUUAACAUUGCAAAAGUGGAUGUGACAGAGCAGCCAGGUAAGGUUUACUUCUGUCAUAGGGGAAAUAGUUUACCAUAUAUGUUUGUAAUUCAUUCUCUUAUUAAAGCAUUCACCUUGUAGGUGAAAAGGAAUUGCACACAGGUGAGUGAGGUGCUCUGACCUCCUCUGUCUCAACACAGAAACCAAAUCCAUCCUCUGUGCCACCACAGUAAUACAAUGGACUUCUGGGGGCAGGAUAAUAGUAAUAUUUUUAUUAUUAUUUAUACCCUGCCCAUCUGGCUGUGUUUCCCCAGCCACUCUGGGCUUACAGAAUAUAUGAAGCAUAGUAAAACAUCAGGCAUUAAAAACUUCCCGAAACAGGGCUGCCUUCAGAUGUCUUCUAAAAGUUCCGUAGUUCUUUAUCUCCUUGACAUCUGAAGGGAGACCCCUGCACGUUACCCAGGACUUCAAGGCCCCCAGUCCAUGACAGGCUAGUUAGUAACUUCUGAGAGUUCAUUUUACAAGGAUGUUCUAACUUGUUCAGAUACAGUAGGUUGCAUUAGAGUAGAUGCAUGUACCACACAUCUGUGUUGAUUAGACUAAAUCAGGCAUAGGCAAACUCCGGCCCUCCAGAUGUUUGGGACUACAAUUCCCAUCAUCCCUGACCACUGAUCCUGUUAGCUAGGGAUGAUGGGAAUUGUAGUCCCAAAUCUCUGGAGGGCCGGAAUUUGCCUAUGCCUGGGCUAAAUUUUACUUUGAACACUAUUAAUGAUGUAAAGCAGUAGCUUUGAGGUGUGUCCUGGGAAGCCUGUGCUGCUUUAGAAGGUUUAGGGGAUUCUGCCAUGAGAAUAUGAGAAAUAGCAGUGCUCUUGGUUUGAGUCAAGAAGUUUGUCCAACACUCAGUACAGGCUGUCCCCUCCCUGAAGUCCUCUCCAAGGUAUACAAGUUCUAUAGGUAGCAAGACAUUUGCAAAGGAGAGCAUGCGUAAAACUGAAGUAAUUAUAGUCAAAUGGCAUGCUCCAUAUAUAUUAACAUGGAUAACACUGUAUACCACCUUUUAAAAAUAUUUUUAAAAUUAAUUUUCACAAUUAAACAUUAUCAUCACAUCAUCAUAAAAGAAAAAACCAGACAAAAUAGAAAAUAAAACAUUUUCACACCAUAAUAAAUUCAUAUUUUGGGAUUACUUAGAUCCCUCGACUUCCCCCCACUCCCUCCCUUGGUUCUUUUGUGUUAUCUUAAUUUAUACAUGUCAAUGGUUUCCUUACCUUUAAUUGUUUCUAAAUUUAAACAUUCUCUUUAAUAUUACAAGUGUUUUUUAAAAACCUGCUACUGUAUUAACUAACAGUACACCACCUUAAUUAUGUCCUGCUAGCAUGCAUGCGUGUGUGUUGCUGCUGCAAAAAUAUUCAAGUCACUAUUCAAGAUGAAUAGCUUUUGUAGAGCAAGGCCUGUCCAUUUGGGGUCCGAGUAUUGGUCAUAUGUUACAUGGGGUUGGGGAGUUGAUUGCUACAUGAGUAUCUUAUGCGAGUUGUAGAAGGCUUAAGAGUACACAGUUCAAGGGUUACACAAAAUAUGUGCAAUUUGGGAAAAUAAGACUUAACAAGCCUUUAGCAGCAAUACAUAUUGACAGCAUAGAAAAAACCCUUACUUCUAACAAACUUUUAGCUCUGAUUUUCCUUCUGGAUCUUUCUGCAGGACUGAGUGGACGGUUUAUCAUAACAGCACUCCCCACCAUCUACCAGUAAGUACUCUAAUUAAAUGUGACAGGUUUUUUAUUGGGGGUGGUGGGAGUCCUUAGUUCUUCAUUCCUCACCCCCAGUUCUAACUGGAACAAUAAUACUGGACUUCUCUCUGUCUUCUUUGGACAAAGGUGGGGGGCGGGCGGGAGAGAAUGCCAGAAUCAUUGGGGAAUAAGGCUGACAAUGAGUUCUUGUGUUUGUACCAACGCUCAGCCUUAGCAUAUGAGUCCAGCAGUCUUCUCCAUAGUUUCACAUAUGUGGAAUUUUUGAGUUACUGACAGGACUCUUCCUUUGAUCAGCUGUAAAGAUGGUGAAUUCAGACGAUACCAAGGUCCACGGACUAAAACGGAUUUCAUAAAUUUCAUCAGCGACCAGGAGUGGAAGUCCACUGAGCCCAUUUCUUCAUGGUUUGGUCCAUCUUCCUUCCUGUAAGUGACAAUUAAAGUCUCUUUCUCCUCCCUAAUAGGCUUCUGCAAAAAUCAGUAAAUAAAAGCAAAUGACUGAAUUUUCUCUUAAGAUCAUUUCUUUUAAAUAUUCAGUCACCUUGAAAAUUGCUGGAGGGUCUUGGUGGACUACUUAAUAAACUUACUUAUUUCAGCAUUGAUAGUGUGGUCAAACCAGUAUCACCUUGUGGAAAUUGCAGGUCAGCCUAGGCCAGGCUGCUUAAAGAGGCUUCUUUAAGCUGCUAACUUUCCCAGCAAAAAUUACCCUUCUCCAUAACCAUAUUAUGAAAAUCAUGUGCUCUAGACUAGGGCCUUUUUUACAGCCUUCUUAAUCAAUCUGGUCUUGGUCAAAAGCCUCCUUUAACUCUGUGUGAGGAGAAGAAAGAUUGAUGGUGGAGCCAAGGAAACCAUGUCCAGAGGAGGUUACAGAAUGUUAAAAAGUGAAUUUUGAGACGAGAAGGAUGUUGCAGUUGUGCCACACGCACACUUUCUCUAGCAAACAUCCAGCAUCAGAAUCCCAAGUAUGGCAGAGAAAACAUCAGGCAUUCCGAACAAAGGUUUCAUUAGUGCCCCAACGGGAGUGAAGAACACUUGGUGUUUUGUUGCCUUCUUUGAUUGCAGAAAAGGCCUUUGUUUUAUCUCUUCUGCUUUUUUUUUUUUUUUUUGGCAGGAUGAGCAGCAUGUCUGCCUUGUUCCAGCUAUCUAUGUGGAUCAGGGUAUGUGUGUGUUUCAAAUCUCCCUUUGAGCCAAAGACACUUGAGUGUCUACCUUGGUGACCCAGGGGUUGCCAGUAUAGCUCCUGUGGGCACAACUGCCACCUUGAGGAGGUCUUCCCCUGCCGCCCACCAAGCCUCUGGGCCCUCCUCCCCUUUUACUGACCCCUUGCUUCUGAACCGGUGAGGGAGGUUAUCCUUUCUAUUGUAGAAAAGUGCAUAGACCUGAAGGAGGAAGUUGGAAGAGACACACUCUUUCCACUUCCUCAUUCACCUCUCUGUGCUCAAGAGCAGUUCUGCUGGGUCUGUCUUAUACCGAGGUCCCUUGGAAAAGUGUGCAAUUUCUAUCUUUCUGGGGGUUUUGUGGGUGGGAGGGGGAUAUGUGAUCAGAGGGGGUGGCAUGAGCUCAAAAAUUCAUACACACCAAAGGUUUGGUGACCCUCUGCCCUAACCAGCUUCCUUCUCUUGUAGAACUGCCACAACUAUUUCACAGAAAACCUUGGCAUCCCAGCCUGGGGAUCCUAUGCCAUUUUUGCAUUUGCAACGUUGUUUUCGGGACUCCUUUUGGGGCUUGUAAGUAGAUGUUUUCGUAUGUCUUGGAAACUUUGAAGGUCACAUCUCACAUCACACACGAAGCAAUAAUACAGUGUUAAAACAAAGAAUUUUUCUUUUCCAGAUAAUGGUAUUUCUGGCAGACUGUAUUUGCCCUUCCAAAAAGCACAGACCACUGCAGCACCAUUAUCAAAGUAAGCCCUAUUGCGUGUCUUGAGUUGCAAACUGAGGUUGGGUCGCAACUCCUGUCAUCCCUGACUAAGGAUGAUGCAAGUUGUAGUCCCAGAACAUCCGGGGAUCUGAAGAACAGCAGCAGAGAGCAAGGACCCAAAAGCUGAUGUUCCAUAGCACAGGAAAUACUGUAUCCCAGGUAGAAACAGGUAGAAGAAGCAACUAGGGGGUGCCCCCCUGAGCCCACCAGAAGGCUUAGAGAAGCCAGAAGCUCCUGGACGCAGGCUUACUCACAUUCUCAGAGCUGAAGCCAAUUCUCAUUUGGCAGGCCCAGUCUCCUGUCUCGGAGCACAGUAGCACAAGUUGACAAAGGUGCUCCCGACUGAUGAGCUCAUCCCAGUUACCGAGAAAGAACAUUUCAGAGGUCUAAGCGAAAGAACCUUUUUCUUGAUAGUGGCCUUACUCAAACACACCCCAUGCUCCAAAUAUACAGCAUGAGAAUCAUAGUUACAAAAUGGAUGUAAUAAUUGCUGCUGGAUAAUGGCUUGGUUCCUUAGUUGCCCUGUGCCAAUGGCCAGGGCUGGAAUCAGUAGGUGGACAUUUGAGGCAAGCAGAUUUUGGCUGAGCUGUUUGGAGAAACUGCCUCAUAGUUUAGAGCUGUGGGACAAACAAUGGAAGAUCAGAGACGGCCUCAGGAGCUGGUGGGCUGUCCUUCCACGGACGUUCAUUUGUCUGGGACACUAGUUUCACUCAGCCAAGGCUUGUAGAAUGGUUUCAAAACUUUUAAAGUGCUCCAAAAACGAAAAGAAAGCUACCUCAAUGCUUCUUUUUAUGUCUAUGAUUAAUUUUAGUGCAUUUUGCUUAAGGUUGCUGGUAAAAAGACAGGUCCAUUAAUGAAACAGAAAUUCCUGGUGUUUAUUUGUGGUUUUGAAAAAUGGAGGUCCCAGUACUUGGGCAAAGCUCCAAGCCUGGAUCCCCUGUAGGCCUGAGCAGGUCAUCUUUGCCCAGAGGUAAAAGUAUAUUUUCUUUUCAGAAAAGCCACCGGAGUCUACUCAGCUCUUGCAAAAAGCGGGUGAAGGACUGGAGGAAGAUGAUCUUUCCGAUGCCGAGGUGGAGCCCAGAGAACCACCGAAUGCACUGAGGCAGCGUACUGCAAACCCCGUUGCCCGCGCUGGAGCAGAGCAGUCGUAGCUACUAAUUCCAGCUGGCUCCCUUUCUGGAUUUCCUGAGUUACUACUUGACAUUCAAAGGGGAGGGAGAGGGAGUUCUCCUUUUCCUCUCCUUCAAGAGAACAGACAUGGAACAGUUUGAAGUGCGGGAAGGGGGGCGCGCAACCACAUUUUGAUUUAGCAAGUCUUUGAUAAAGUUUGAUAUUUGAAGCAAUGGAGGUGGCAGCCUUGGGCUGGGCCGGGCAGUGCAGAAGGGCAAGUUACACACACGGCUUUCUGUCAGUAUCCACAUGAGUUGUUUCUGAUGGCCAGCCUGCAGUGCUGGAGGAAGUUUCCCUGAACUGUCCCCGAUGAGGCUUCUCUGUGUACGCAUUCCUUCCUCGUCAUGCAGAGGCAGUCCGGGAAGAGGAGUCUUCAGACAUGCCUUCUGCUCUCCUCCAGUGCUAACAAGAGGGUACUCCUCUCAAAGUAGCUCCGCUCUUCAGAAUGCAAAAAAGGAAUCUGCAGCUGUGUCUGAAACAGGCCUCUGAAAUAAGCAGGGAGAUUCGAAGGAUGUAGCUAAUUUCGCAUGCUCAGGAAGGGGCCUGCGUCUCUUGGCCAGCUGCCUCCAGCACAACCACCGAGGGGUGCUGCCAAAGCCGUUUGUCAAUGACUUGGGUGGGGUCUGCUGUCCAACCGGGAAGGAGCCCCAAACCCUCUGGGCACCCCAAAAACAGUCCUUUGUCCCCCAGCCUAACGUAACAUUGGUUGGCUUGGCUUGGCCUCUGGGUAUUGUUUCUUCCCCCGUUUUAUGUGAUAGUCGCCCCACCCCCUUGUUGCUCCUGCUUUUAUAACCCAUGAAGGAGUUGGGAGAUGCCGUGUCCCAAACUUUGUUGACUUUGAGUCUAAGGGGUGCGAAUCAUAUGCAAGGGGGAAAGGCAGGUUGUGAAGUCAGCUGUUCGGUCACCUUCUAACUUGUCCUUGCAAACUAAUACUUGUAAGUAGAUUGCAAAAUUAAGGAUAAGAACUCUAGCAGGUUUUUCCGAGGGCUGGGCUCAGUCCUUGAUUUCUCUGCCCAGGUGCCUUUUUUCUAUAUCCUCAACUGAAAGUUUAUUACUCCUCACAGUAUUCUAGAAGAGGCUUUGACUCUUUGAGCAGCUUCCUGUGGCAGACCACAAAGGCCAGUGACACUGUGAAUGCAGUUAGCAUUUCUAUGUCUCUCUCUUCCUCUGCGGCCACUUGCUCUUUUUCUACGGCGCACACCAUUCUCCUCUUGAAGGUUUUCCACCUUGGGGCCAGCAGCUUGCUUUCUGCCCUUUUAAGUACAGCCUGAGUGUAUUUAUUUCCUCAUUGUUUCCUCACAGAGCAGACAUGGGGCAUUUCAUGCUCAAGAUUAGGCCGCUUUUAGCCAUCCCAGGCAGUUUUUCCUCGUAGGUGUUCGGUUUAUCUAGAUGAACACAUGAAAGCUCUGUGCUCAGCUCUAGUCGGCUUCUAAAAAAACCCGGGGCAUCUCUCCCAAAUCUUAUGGUGCAUAGUGCUUGUAAAGGACCAACGAUGCGUUUGGGAAACAUUGAGACUGGCUUACAGCCGCUCUCUUUAGCCAGGUCCUGCCUGUCUCUGAAAGUGGCUUGUCAUUGCCUCCAACUCCCUUUAGAGCCUUGAACCCAGCACUUGGUCACGGCCUGAUCUAAGGUGGGCUGCAACCUCAGUACCAUUCAAAUAUAUGGUGAAACGAUUGAGAGCUUGGGUUUCCAAAUGUGUGUUUUGGCUGAAGGUGGUCGGUCCCAGGUCAUUAGAGUAAUGCUGUUUUUAAACUUUUUAAAGCUUUCAGUAAGUUCCAGGGCAAAGUGGGCCUUGGACUGCCCCAGUUCCUAGUUGUCUGCCUUGGAUCUCCGGCUUCAUGCCAUGUUCAAGAAGCCCUCUGCCCCGUUGUUGUUGCUGUUGUUGUUUUCCUUUUUGCGUUGUGUUUUCAUGCGUAAAAAAUAUGGCAGGGUUUGGAGGGGUGGGGGGAGAUAAGGUUUUCAGAGUCAGUUCCUGGUCAGUAAGCAACCCUCUUCCCCACUCCUGUAUCCCCAGAGGUAUCCAGCCUUGGCCCACCCUGGGCCUUCCGGGUGUUUUGAACUCCCAUCAUUCCCCGCCAGCACUGCUUUGAUGGCAGGGGAUGAUAGGAGUUGUAGUCCAAAACACUGAGGUGGGCCCCAGGUGGGCCAAGGCUGCCUUUAUGUAGCAGUUGGGGGUGGAAGAUGGAGGCAUCGGCAGGUGUGUGCGCCUGCUUGCUUCUCCUUUGCCACAGAAGACAGCUCAGUUGCAUCCCAUAACAUUUCUCUGCCUGAACCACAACUUUUGAAGCCCUAGUUGGUGUGGGAGAUUUUUUAAAAAAUAUAUAUUUUAAACUGUUGGCACAUGGCCCCCGAGAGAGGAAGUGCAAAAAAGGGGGUCAUUCCAUUUGCAGCCUGCCAUUUGCUUGAGGAAGGACAUUCCUGGUUUCAGACUUAAACAAACAGCGCUCCUUGGGUGGGACAGUUGCACCCGCUUCCUUUUUCCCCUGGCGCAGUCGUGGCCAAGGCAGCUGACCUGAAAGCAUUCCAGCUCUGAAGAACGAGGGAGCCUUUCCUGACGCGACCAGGCACCACUCCGAAAGGCAGCUUGCAGAAACUAGGUUUAGGUCUGAGUUACUGCAGAAGUGACUUUGGACACGAAAGACUAGUUCAUGGUCCAGGGCGCAGUAACUGAAGCAUGUUUGCUGUUCUCAGUUGUUGAGUGAAUGUUGUCUUUGCAGUUGACUAGAUGCCUCGGUCCUACCUGGGAAAUCGUUUCCAAGUAAUAAAAUAACAGACAUGUAGGAAACUUGUAACUGUACCUUGUGGUC